Messenger RNA from Adineta ricciae, 879 nucleotides. NCBI's taxonomy places the organism in Eukaryota, Metazoa, Rotifera, Eurotatoria, Adinetida, Adinetidae. The record is from the annotation of a GenBank genome assembly.
AUGCUUAGUCGUCUAUUAUCAAUAGCUGGGAUUCCGUAUCGAAUUGAUGAAGAGAUAGGUCAUGGUCUACACAGUGUUGUCUUCGGUGGAUAUGAUCUACGCGAUGGUCAAGCAGUCGCUAUUAAAAUAGUGAAUUUUACUCCUGGUUUGAUUGGAGCAAAAAUGGAUACGGAAUCUCGACGACAUUCUUAUUGGAAAGAAGUUGAAUUACUUCAAUAUUUACAAGAUUUAAAUCCAUAUGUAAUUCGUCUGUUCAAUUAUGAUUAUAAUGAUCGUUAUGGAAUGAUUGUUAUGGAACGUGGUGGCACAUUUCGUGACACUUUGAUCGAUUAUCUUUUUGCUGGCAGAGUCAUGACAAGUGCAUCGAUACAGAAGUUUUGGUCACAAAUGGUCAAAGCUAUUCAUCAUCUACAUCAAAUCGGUAUCGUCCACGGUGAUUGUAAGCCAGAAAACUUUAUUCAAGUCGGUAAAGAUGGUUCAUCAUUGAAACUGAUCGACAUGGGUAUAAGUUUUCAAUUACCACCAUAUGUUACCAGUCGUCUACACACAGCUGCUGGUACACCAGAUUAUGUGUCUCCUGAGAUGGUCUAUUCGUAUGGUAUGUCAGGUGAUAAAGCAAAAUUUGGUUAUAAAGCAGAUAUCUGGGCACUCGGUGUUGUUUUAUUCGAAAUGGCAUUUGGCUAUCGACCUUUACAAGCACUAGGCGAUAACGAGAGAAAAAUCAAUUAUUUAGGACGAUUACGUCGAGAUAUACACAUACCUGAUCAUCCUGAUAAAGACUUACGUGAUAUCCUUAGACGAUGUUUACGUGCAAAUCAUCGUCGACGUCCCAACACAGAACAAAUAUUAAAUCAUCCAUUUCUAACAAACCCUCGUUAA